AUUGACACGUGGAUUUUGGAGAGCAACAUUUAGUCACUCCAGCUUCUUGUUCUUCGUCUCUUAUAUCUCUUCCACACACAGAGAUAGAUAAACCUCAACUCCAACUGAUUGAAAAAUGGCAAAUCAGAAAAGGGUUCUCUUACUAUGUGGAGAUUACGUUGAAGACUAUGAGGUGAUGGUACCAUUUCAAGCUCUACUAGCCUAUGGAGUAGCAGUUGAUGCAGUUUGUCCUGGAAAGAAAUCCGGUGACAUUUGCCGCACUGCCGUCCAUCAGCUUUCUGGUCACCAGACAUAUUCAGAGUCCCGUGGACACAAUUUUGCUCUUAAUGCAACCUUUGAUGAAAUCGAGGCUUCAAAGUAUGAUGGCUUGUUCAUACCAGGAGGACGUGCUCCAGAAUAUCUGGCCAUGAAUGAAUCUGUGUUGGAAUUGGUGAAAAGUUUUGCCAACACUAAAAAGCCUAUUGUCGCUAUCUGUCAUGGACAAUUGAUCCUGGCGGCUGCAGAUGUGGUCAGAGGUCGAAGGUGCACAGCUUAUCCUGCUGUCAAGCCGGUGCUUGUUGCUGCUGGUGCCCACUGGGAAGAGCCAGAAACCCUGGCCUCAUGUACCAUCGAUGGUAAUCUCAUCACUGGACCUACUUAUGAAGGAAAUCCUGAAUUCAUUCGACUCUUUGUCAAGGCACUUGGUGGCAGCAUAGUUGGUUCUGGUAAAAGAAUCCUAUUUCUAUGUGGGGAUUUCAUGGAAGACUAUGAAGUCAAGGUACCUUUUCAGUCCCUCCAAGCUCUUGAAUGCCAUGUUGAUGCUGUUUGCCCCAAGAAGAAAGCUGGAGAGAAAUGCGCCACGGCUGUGCACGACUUUGAAGGUGACCAGACUUAUAGUGAGAAGCCAGGUCAUGACUUUCCCCUAAAUGCCAAUUUUGAAAGUGUGGAUGUUUCAAGCUAUGAUGGACUUGUAAUUCCUGGAGGCCGAGCUCCAGAAUACCUUGCCCUGGAUGAUGAUGUUAUUAAGUUGGUCCAGGAAUUUAUGGAGUCCAAAAAACCAGUUGCAUCAAUCUGCCAUGGCCAACAGAUACUAUCUGCUGCUGGCGUUCUCAAGGGUAAGAAGUGUACUGCAUACCCUGCUGUGAAACUUAACGUGAUACUAGGAGGGGCGACAUGGCUAGAACCAGAACCAAUAGACCGUUGCUUCACAGACGGAAAUCUUGUGACAGGGGCAGCUUGGCCAGGUCAUCCUGAGUUUAUUUCUCAGUUCAUGGCAUUGCUUGGAGUGCAUGUAAAAUUUUAGGCUACAUGUUUGUUUGAUAUGUUUAGCCAGGU
Molecule: messenger RNA, 1314 nt
Organism: Solanum stenotomum
Lineage: Eukaryota; Viridiplantae; Streptophyta; Magnoliopsida; Solanales; Solanaceae
Product: protein DJ-1 homolog D
Exons: 5
Coding region: 116-1282 (388 amino acids)
Source: RefSeq, a predicted model, not a curated record